CUCUCUGCCGUGGCUUUAAAGCUUGAACCAAGUACACACCCCACCCUACUCACGCCCCUCCUCUGCUUCUUCUUCAAAUAAUUAAGGACCAAGCCUGUCCCUUCUUAUUGCCCACCACUAAAAGCUUCGAUUUUUCCUUAUAUUUAUCAAACUAACUAAUCGGCAAACCUAUCCUUCUUUCUCUAAUUAAAUACCCAUUUCUUCCUUCAUUUCGUUUCUCUCUUCUCCCUUGCUAGUUGCUAGACCCCACCAGAAUUUAAGAACACACAGAAGUGGAUAAUCUCUGUAGGAAGACAUUGAAAGAGAGAGAGAGAGAUGAGUGGUGCCAAUAAUGGAGGUGGGCCUUGCGGUGCCUGCAAGUUCCUUCGGCGAAAGUGUCUCAAAGGGUGCAUUUUUGCACCUUAUUUUGACUCGGACCAGGGCACGGCUCACUUUGCAGCAGUGCACAAGGUGUUUGGUGCUAGCAAUGCCUCCAAGCUCCUCCUCCGCAUACCUGCACACAAGCGGUUUGACGCAGUUGUUACUCUUUGUUAUGAGGCCUUGGCAAGGGUUAGAGACCCUGUUUAUGGCUGUGUUGGCCACCUCUUUACUCUUCAACAGCAGGUAGUGAAUUUACAGGCGGAGUUGGCUUACAUUCAGGCCCGUCUUUCAACAUUGCAGAGGCUGCCUUUGGCGCAAGCACAGGCUCCACCAGCUCAAAGUCCCUGCCAAACAAGUAUAGGAUCAACUUCAGUGGUAGCAUCUAAUUCAAAUGUAUCAAUGCAUUUUGAUAAACUACAACAGGUAUCAACGGAAUUCACAAGCCUCUCUAACCCAUUGGAUGAUUUAGAUCAUCAACUUGUCAAUGAUGAUGAUCUUCAGGCCUUGGCUCGUGACUUUGUGUCUAGAUACUUGCCAGGAGUCAGAUUCAAGCCUCCAAGUCCAAGUUCUCAAUAGAUACUUUUUUUUACCCAUUGUUGAACUGGGUUUGGCUCCUCUUAUGUGUACUGCUAGCAUGCAUCUUGUAUUUGAUUUCAGGUGUUAUGAAAUCGUACUCUGUUUUAAGCAUGGGCUUAGGCCUUAAGAGAAUAGUUCCACUUCAUUAUAUAGGAGCAAUGCCUCCAAGGCUUCAACUUCCCUUUGGAGGCCCCUCAGCCCAUGUUCCACUGUAAAACUAUUAUGCUUCUUAGCAUGCAUGCCCAAAUUCUUGUAAGGAAAAACUUUUUUUUU
Hevea brasiliensis (rubber tree) is the source of this 1209-nucleotide messenger RNA. RefSeq names its product LOB domain-containing protein 19. Lineage: Eukaryota; Viridiplantae; Streptophyta; Magnoliopsida; Malpighiales; Euphorbiaceae. Gene Ontology annotation, cellular component: nucleus. The coding region runs from base 316 to 936 and encodes 206 amino acids. The record is from RefSeq and is a predicted model, not a curated record. The transcript is spliced from 2 exons. Gene Ontology annotation, biological process: positive regulation of DNA-templated transcription; hormone-mediated signaling pathway.